Gryllus bimaculatus (two-spotted cricket) is the source of this 216-nucleotide messenger RNA. The record is from the annotation of a GenBank genome assembly. Lineage: Eukaryota; Metazoa; Arthropoda; Insecta; Orthoptera; Gryllidae.
ACCUCCAGUCCAGCAGCUGCAGCCAUGGCCCUCUGCGCGAAGCCCGUCGCCCUGGCGCUGAUCGUCGCAGCCCUGCUCGCGGCCGUGCACGCCGACACGGCGUGCCAGCGCGCCCGGGUGCGCGACCAGCGCAACAGCAACCCGUACGUGAUCCACGAGUGCGACUCGGCGGGCAACUACGUGUCCAAGCAGAAGACGGUGGGGACGCCGCACUGG